This is a messenger RNA of Chlorella variabilis, 2829 nucleotides long. RefSeq lists its product as hypothetical. NCBI's taxonomy places the organism in Eukaryota, Viridiplantae, Chlorophyta, Trebouxiophyceae, Chlorellales, Chlorellaceae. The record is from RefSeq and is a predicted model, not a curated record. Bases 1 to 2829 code for a protein of 942 amino acids. The transcript is spliced from 12 exons.
AUGAACACAAGAGCCAGCCUGCUUGGUGCGGGAGUCGCGCGGGGGUGGAGCCCGCUGGGGCCCUGCCUCACGCCAGCCGCCUGCGGCCGCGGCGCCUGGAGCCAGCUGCCCUCGCCGCCUCAGAGGGCAGGCCAGCUGGUGGCCAGGACCCGCAAGCUCACGGGCCAAAGCACGGAGCAGAUCAGCCGGGAUGGCGGCGGCGGCGGCGGCAGCAUCCGCGGCGGCAACCACGGCGGCGGCGGCGGCGGCGGAGGUGGCGGCAGCGGAGGCGGCGGCGGCGGUGGCGGCGAGCGCCACCCGCGCCGUGCGCUGGCCUUGGCGACGGUCAAAUGGACGGCGGCGGCGGCGGCGGCCGCUGCGGCCCUUGUGGCGGCGGCGCCUUAUGCGCUCAGCCACCCGCUGGGCCUGCGGCUGGCCCUGGCAACAGCCAACCUGGCGGUGCCAGCCCCCGUUUCUUUCCACCUGGAUCGGCUGGAGGCCGGCUGGCAGCAGCCGCUGCAGCUGCACGGCCUGCGCAUCGUGGAGCGCAGCAGCGGCAGCAGCAGCGCGGGCGCCGACGGCGGCUUGGACGGUUUUCGUGGGGCCUCCUUCGAUCCCAGCAGCAGUGAGGAGGAGGAGGCGGCGGCGGCCCCGCCGCCGCAGCCCGCCGCGGCCGCUGCCGCCGGCGCGGCAGGCGCCGGCGGUGGCGCGAGGCACAGGCAGCGGGGCCGCGGGACGGGCGGCAGCGCAGUCGCCUCGCCGCCGGCAGCGGCCGCGGCGGGAGCGGGCGGCGCCAGGCGGCGGCGCACGCUGGUGCAAGUGGAGCGGCUGAGGACUGGCCAGACGCUCUGGCAGCUGCUGAGGGGCGAGCAAGUGGAGGCGAUUGUGAGCAGGCCCCAGGUGGACUGCACCUUUAAUGCGGCAGGCACGCCCCGCCUGCUGGCCGUGCUGCAGCAGGCCGGCCUGGUGCCCGUGCCGCACCCCGCCCCCAAGGCCCCCGGUGUGCCGCCCUCGACGGCCGCGCAGGCCGCCGUGCCGCCCGGCGGCAGCCAGGCCGGCGCCGGCGCUGCCGCCGGCGCCAGUGGCGGCAGCGGCAGCAGCGGGUCCGGCGGCGGCGGCUCAGGGGGCGGCACCUCAGGUGCUGGCCGGGGGAAGGCGCCGGUGCCUGCCGCUGAGCUGGCAGACGCCCGGGUGGCGGCAGCGACAGAGAGGGCUAGGAGAGAUGGGAAUGACAGCAGUGAUAGCGACCAUGAGGAGCACCCUCUGCCUUCCCUGGCCGAAGCGGCGGCGGCGGCGGCGGCGAUGACGGCGGCAGCCAAGCGCAAGGGGCAGCAGCAGCUGCGGGGCGCCGGCGCCGGCCCCGGCGACGCAGGCUCCGGCCCCGCCGCCGACGGCGGCGCGGCCGGCCAGCCCGCGGCGCCGCCCCCGGUGGCGCAGCAGCAGCAGCAGGCGGCGGCGAUGCAGGCGGCGGCGGCAGGGCAGCGCGGGGCGGGGGCUGCAGGCCUGGCAUCGGCUGCUGUUCAGGCAGACGACAGCGACAGCGACAGCGAUCACGAGCAUGCUGGCCUGGCGGCGGCGGCUGCCAGGCGCAAGGCCGGCGGUACCCGCAGCAGCGUCACCGCCAUGUCACCCGUCGCCCUGCUAGGCUACAUGGCGCCCGCUCGGCCCCAGAGGCAGCAGGGCGCCGCCCCCGGCAGUGGCAACGACGGCGGCGGCGGCGGCGGCGGCCGCGGCACCCCCACAGCCGCCAAGAGCUGGCUGCCUGAGAGCCUGCAGCAGGCCGGCAGCGCUGUGGCGCUCUCAGGCGAGCUGCGCCUGGGGUCCGCCGCCGUGUAUCUCUCAGAUGGCGCCCUCCUCGUGCCCUCGGAGUUUAGGGAGCUGCUGGGCGGGCACGUCCAUUUCGAGGUGCUGCGCGGCCUUGCGGCGAUAGAGGAGGCGGCGGCCAACGAGCUUCCCGCUGGCGAGGCGGCGGCGGCGGCCGGCGGCGGCGCCGCGCGCAGCAUGCCUCAGGCGCCUGUGAGCCUGCGCCUCGACUCCCAGCACAUGCGCUUCCGGCUGCAGGGCUGGCAGACGGCCCGCGGCUUCACAUACCUGCACCGCCCGCUGGAAGCCAGCAUGCAGUUCACCCCCGCGCUCGGCAGAUACCUGUUUGCCUACCUGCACCCAGCGCUGGGCGGCACGGUGGGCCUCAAGAGCAGUACGGUGGUCCAGGCCAAGCUGAUGCCCCACGACGGCCUGUGGCCCACCAACCAGGCCACGCUACAGGUGGAGCCUCUGUCUGUGGAUGUCGGGGAGUCGCCGGUGCUGCGCCAGUCUGCCGGCGUGCUGGCUGUGGCCGCCGGCAAGCUGAAGCUGGGCGGCAGCCUGCGGGCGGAGCUGUCGCCGCUGCAGGCCACGCUGUGCUCCGAUGGGCGGCUGACCGCCGAGCGGCUAGAUAUCAGGAUAGGCCUCAGCCCCUGGAAGCAGGGCCUGCACCUGGUCAGCUGGGGCAGCGCCAGCCUGAGGCCGCCUGCGGUGCUGGAUGCCACCGUCUGCAUACCGGGCGACGCGCUGGCGGCGCUGGGCCUGCCGCCGCUGCCAGAGGGCGCGGGCCUGCCGCUGCACAUCGGCGGCACGCCCACGCAGCCGCAGCUGGAGAUUGCCAGCGCGACCAAGCAGCUGGCGGUUCUGGUGGCCAAGCAGCAGGCCGCCAAGCUGGCGUCGUCCAAGAAUAAAGACAUGCCGCAGGCAGGGAGCGGCGGCGGCAGCGGCAGCAUGCUGGAAUCCCGCUGGCUGGCGGAGCAGCUGCAGCAGGGGCUGAGCGGCGGCAGCGAGGAGUGGGGCAUUCAGAUGCCGCCGCCAUUGGCAUGA